AUGGACAAAAGUUGGGCCUCUUUCAAUCCGUUUACAGAGGAUUACAGAACAGGGCUAGCAAAAUUUAUCUCAAACUCAUUGGAAGUUGCUUCUCAUGAGGGGAACAUCAAAUGUCUGUGUGCUAAAUGCUUGAAUAGGUUCUGGUUGAGUAAUAAAGAAGUCGAAGCGCAUCUAAUUGUUGAAGGUAUGGACCGUUCAUACUUGCAAGGCUCGUGGGUAUGGCAUGGAGAGACAUUUGGUGACCCUCUUCCAAGUAGCGAAGCUGCACAACAACUUGCUGCUAUUAAUACUUCUCAUUCUGAACUACGCCCCUUGCUUGAAGAUAUUUUCUCUGGUCCCAGUGUGAUGGGUGGCAUGCCUAUUAAUAAUCACAGCGAGCAGGAAGCUUCAAUACCUGUAUAUGCACGUAAGUUUGAAGCCAUGGUGCAAGAUGCAAAUACGGAAUUAUAUCCGGGAUGUGGUAUGAAGAAAAUGGAUUUUCUAAUACGAGUAUUUCAAAACAAGUGCUUAUAUGGGUGCAGCGAAAGUGCAGUACAAGCUAAUCUUCAGCUUCUCAAACAUAUACUCCCAAAUGGUCAUUCUUUACCGAAGAAGGUGAUGAGUACAAAGGGAUUGCUGAAAAAUUUCAUGUUGCCUUACCAAAAGAUCCAUGCAUGUGAAAAUGACUGCAUGUUGUAUUGGAAACAUAACAGUGGUUUAGAUGUUUGUCCUACAUGUGGUGUGUCUAGAUAUACAACCGAGGUAGAUGACACAGCGCCAAGCAGUAAAAAGAGAAUACCUCGGAAGGUGUUAACAUAUUUUCCUAUUACACCCCGCUUGCAACGGCUUUACAUGUCUCGACACACCAGUGAAGAUAUGUGUUGGCAUGGUCUUUCUCGGCCCGAGGAUGGCUACUUAAGACAUCCAGCUGAUUCCUUUGCAUGGAAGCAAUUAGAUUUGAAAUUUCCAACAUUUGGUGAGGAAAUGCGCAAUGUACGUCUUGGGUUGGCAAGUGAUGGAUUCAACCCCUUCGGAAAAUGCAGCACCGACUAUAGCACAUGGCCAGUAUUGUUGACCAUAUACAAUUUACCACCUUGGUUGUGUAUGAAAUCACCUUUCAUAUUGAUGGCUUUGUUAAUACCGGGCAAAGAAUCUCCGGGAAAUGAUAUUGAUGUAUACCUUCAACCAUUAAUAGACGAGCUGAAGGUAUUGUGGACCUCCGGGGUUCCCACUUAUGAUACGUUUAGGCAAGAGACCUUCACCUUACGAGCAGCUGUUUUGUGGACUAUUAGCGACUUCCCCGCCUAUGGGAACUUGUCUGGUUGGAGCACACAUGGGAAAUUAGCAUGUCCUCAUUGCAACUACAACACCGAGUCGACAUAUCUCAAAAAGGGUAGGAAAUAUUGUUAUAGGGGUCACCGUCGUUUCUUGCCCAUGUCACAUGUUUUUCGUCGACAAAGGAAAGCCUUUAAUCUUUCUGACGAAAGAGAGCAAGCACCUUCCCCUAUGACCGGACGUGAAUGCCUUCGGCGGUUGUCCACUUUACGGUUCAAAUAUGGUAAGACGCCACGGAAACUGGUUGGAGACAAAAGACCACCACCUACACCAACGGUUGGGCCAUGGAAGAAACAUAGUAUUUUUCUUCCAAUUGCCGUAUUGGGAACAUCUUGUCCUUCGACACUGCCUUGA
Messenger RNA from Malus domestica (apple), 1668 nucleotides. Lineage: Eukaryota; Viridiplantae; Streptophyta; Magnoliopsida; Rosales; Rosaceae. The record is from RefSeq and is a predicted model, not a curated record.